AUGUGUUUGAGAAACAAGUUAAACGAGGCAGCUAAAGCAGGAAAUAUAGAUGGCUUGUAUGACGUAAUCGGGAGAGAUCCAUAUAUUCUAGACCGAAUCAGUGAAAUUCCGUUCGUCGACACUCCGGUGCACGUAGCUGUAGCGUCGGGGCAUGUAGAUUUCGCGGUGGAGGUUAUGAAUUUGAAGUCAUCAUUUGCCAGGAAGCUGAACAAAGAGGGCUAUAGUCCGAUUCACUUGGCAUUUCAAAAUGAGGGAACUCUGCUUCGUCUCGUGGAAACGGAUAAAGAUCUUAUUCGUGUCAAAGGUAGAGAAGGCUGCACGCCUUUACAUUAUGCAGCUCAGCACGGUAACCUUAAUCUUUUGGCCAAAUUUUUAGUUGCUUGUCCCGAAUCUAUACACGACGUGACGAUUCGGGACGAGACUGCUUUGCACGUUGCUGCGAAGAACAACAAACUCGAAGCUCUUCGUGUCCUGGUGCAAUUGCUUCGGAGGACCUAUUUUUACAGCUGUUCCACAGGGAAAAAGCUAUUGAAUUGGAAAGACAAGGAUGGCAACACUGUAUUGCACGUUGCUGCAUACAAUAAUCAACCUAAGAUGAUCAAAUUGUUAUUAGAUUGCAAAGUUAAUGUGAAUGAGAUCAAUUCAAGUGGUAAAACACCAUUGGAUGUCAUACAAGAACUUCAAACCCCAGACGAGGCUUCAAAGAAAGAUGUUAGGCGAAUUCUACUCAAUACCGAAGCUUUGAAUGCUUCCUCGACUCCAAGGCCUCAACCCUUACACGAACAAUUAAGAUCGACUAUUACAUUUACCGAAAGAGCAUUUGGCGAAGUGCUUCAUGACAUCGCAAACAUGUCAACCGAAAGAAGUGGUGCUGUUCUUGUGAUAUUAGUCCUCAUUCUAACAUCGACUUACCAAGCCACUCUUAGCCCUCCCGGUGGUGUUUUACAAGGCGAUGGUGGAGACUCGCACGAUCAUCUCGAGCCUCGUAGUCUCGUCUCACGGAAGAUGCUUCAAAAGUACGUGCUUCCAAAUGAUGGACCGACGUUUAGGGACAAAUCACUCCAUCGUGUUAACUCGAAAGAGGGGAAAUCGGCAUUGAAUUCGGCGGCUUUUCUUCUGUUUUAUGUUCCAAACACUCUAGCUUUCAUUAUGACAUUUAUUUUGACGCUGGGGCUGCUUGCGAUUGUUGCCAGUGGGGUAACAUGGCUUCUUUUACCGCCUUUACUUCUUUUAUAUUUUUGCCAACUGAGUUCUACAAUUGACAUAUCUCCCACAUCGGCUGUUGUAGUCUUGAUUUUUCUUCCUUUUCUUAGUUUACCUAUAAUGUUCAGAAUCAUUGGACAUGCAAGAAGUCUUAGGAAAUAUAUGGGUGACAAAGUUUAG
Molecule: messenger RNA, 1383 nt
Organism: Hibiscus syriacus
Lineage: Eukaryota; Viridiplantae; Streptophyta; Magnoliopsida; Malvales; Malvaceae
Product: ankyrin repeat-containing protein BDA1-like
Exons: 2
Coding region: 1-1383 (460 amino acids)
Molecular function (GO): protein binding
Source: RefSeq, a predicted model, not a curated record